CAUUUCCUUAUCGGUUUUUGGAAUACUUAUUAAUUAAAGUGAGUUGACUGAUUUGCAACAUAUACGUGCAAUGAAUGAAAGUACGAAGGUAGGUGAAACUAAUAGUGGAGAAGUUGCUAAUGGAUUUCUAAGCUGUAGGGAUCUCAGUGAUAUCGUACCACUUUAUACUGCACAAGGAAUUUAUUUAAAACCAAUUGCUAAAAUUUGUGUAUCAAUUAAUCUGCCGCAACUAAAAAGUCCAGGAAAAACAAUAUCAACAUGGGAGGUAAAGGAGAAGAUAUACUUAUUGAUACGACCAGACAAAUUUGCUUCACUCAAAGUGAUCAAGAGUACAUUAGAAUUUAUCAAAUUCGAGGGAGAUCUUGGAGACAAAUCCAAGCUUCAGCCAGUAUUGGCAAGACUUGAUGGUCAACGAUUUAAUUUAACAGGUUUCCCAAACGUCUUAAAGGUCAAAGCCGUCGAGAUGAAGGAUGAAUUUCCAACAAGACAUUCCUGGGAUUCAUACUUCCGAGAUGCUAAACAUAUGAAUGAAUUAAAGGCAGGUGAACGACCUGAUACUAUUCACAUAUCUGGUCUUCCUAUUAAAUGGUUUAGUGAAGAUAAUGGACAAACUCCUAGUGAUAUAAUGAUUGCUAAAAUUUUUAAAAAAUGGGGUAUUUUAAAACGAAUUGAUGUUCCAGCAGCAGAUCCUUACAGAUCUAGAAUGAGACUUGGAACAGCUAUACAUAAAUUUAGUUAUGAAGAUGGUAUUUUUUUUGAUGCAUUCAUACAGUAUGUAGAAUAUAUGGAUUUUGUUAAAGCCAUGGAUGCAUUGCGAGGCAUGAAGCUUCUUAAAAAAGAAAAAGAAAAAAAUCAUUUAGUUGCUUCUCUGAAGGUUGAUUUUGAUAAAACAAAACACAUGAGUGAUAAUUCUGUAUCUCACAGAGAUUUUGAAAGAAAGCGUCUUAUAGCACAAGAUAAUUUAGUUGCUGAAAAAUUACGUCGAAAAGAAGAAGCGGAAGCUAAAAAACGAGAAGAAACACAAAAAAAAGAAGAAUUAGAUUUAAAAGGAAAAUACUGUAGGCGUAGCAUAAGAGAAGACAAAAGAAGGCGUAAAGCACUGACAGUAUUUCGAAAACAGGAAGAAGAUAAAGUCUCAUUAAAAAUUGCUAGAGAAGAACGGAAACUUAUAAAAGCACAAAGGCAAUUAGAAAGUAUAAGAUUAUUAGAUGCUUUAUUUGAUAAAAUUAAGAAAAAAAAUACCUUCGACAAUAUUACAGAUGAUUCGGAUUUCGAUAAAAAGAAGUCUAAAAAUGUUACAGAAAGAAAUAGUAUUGACAACUCCUCUAAAGAAUCACAUCUGCCUUAUCCAGAAAUUUACCAAAGACUGACUCCCCAAGCUUGGUAUUACAAUUCACCAAUGCCACUUCUUUAUCCUCCAGUUCGAGGCUUAUCGCGUGGAGAUAUAGGUCAUAAAAAUGGUGUCCGGGGUCGUAGUCGUUGGCAAAAUAACGUUGAUAACCUCCAACAAUUCAAUCCGCACGAGUAUAAUGAACAAUAUUACAAGUAUUUUGCAAAUCUCGUUGGCCAAGAUUACCAUGCGUUUAUCGAAAGCGAUUACGAAAGAACUGACUCAAGCUCUCAUUCAAGGAGUCGUAGAAUGUCUCCCUCAAAGUCAAGAUCAAGAUCACAUCUAAGGUGCAGUAGAAGCUGGAGUAGUUCAAGAUUGUAUUUGAAAAAAGAAAUGGGAUUGAAUGCCAGGAAAAGAUCAAGAUCCAAAUCUCGAUGUUAUAACCGUAAUUAUAAUCGCUCGAGAUCACGCUCCAGGAUAUAUAAGAAUGGUACCAAACCAAGAGAACAAUUCAAACAACGGAGACGACGACACGGAAACCUAAUUAAUACUGAGUCCCCUGUGCGCGUGACUCGCGCUAAAUCGCGUAGCAUCUCACCUCAUUGGAAGUCUCGUAGCAGUUCUUGGUCAUUGCCAAAAUCGCCUAGACAAAGAAGUUGCUCAUGGUCAAAGAACGUUGAUAAAAAAGAAAAAAAUAUGUCAACUCCAAAAACAGUAAAAAAAGGUGUGGUCAUUGUUGAUACAAAUUUGACAAAACCAGAAUAAAUAUUUUUAUUGCUUAUUUAGUUUAUUACUGUAUAUUAAUAAGUCUAAAAUUG
Molecule: messenger RNA, 2148 nt
Organism: Ceratosolen solmsi marchali
Lineage: Eukaryota; Metazoa; Arthropoda; Insecta; Hymenoptera; Agaonidae
Product: A-kinase anchor protein 17A
Exons: 9
Coding region: 71-2095 (674 amino acids)
Source: RefSeq, a predicted model, not a curated record